GCUGUCACAAAGCUUUUCUUCCGCUGUUUCCCUUGCCCGGAUUCUAUUCUAAACCCCAGCUAAUACGCCAGGCGGUCGCGGAGCCAAGCCCUAGGCGAGGCAAACGCACUGACCAACUGCUUCUCUUCCCCUCUCGUCGUGGUCGUCGUCCAAUCCCUGCUCGUCUCCCAGUCCCCCCCUUCGCGGUCCGAUCGGAAUUACGGCGUGAGGUUCCCCAGGGUAGGGUUUUGGCCGGAGGAAGUAAGGGAGAGGAGCAGGGUGAAGGCGGUGAGGAGCCAUGGCGAGCGACGUGCCCAUGACCCCGGAGCUCGAGCAGAUCGACGGCGAGAUUCAGGACAUCUUCCGCGCACUUCAAAAUGGGUUUCAAAAGAUGGACAAGAUUAAAGAUUCAAAUAGGCAAGCUAAACAAUUGGAGGAUCUUACAGGGAAAAUGAAGGAGUGCAAGCGCUUGAUCAAAGAGUUUGAUCGUACUCUCAAAGCCGAGGAGUCCAAGAACCCUCCUGAAGUUAACAAACAGCUAAAUGACAGAAAGCAGUAUAUGAUCAAAGAGUUGAAUUCCUAUGUCACCUCGAGGAAGACAUAUCAAAGUACCCUUGGUAAUAACAAGCGGGUCGAGCUCUUUGACAUGGGUGCUACAAGUAGUGAGCCUGCUGCUGAGGACAAUAUUCAAAUGGCAUCAGCUAUGACGAACCAACAACUCAUUGAUUCUGGAAGAAACCAAAUGGAUCAAACAGAUGAAGCUAUUAUACGUUCAAAAAUGGUUGUUGCUCAAACUCUUGACGUUGGAGCUCAAACUGCUACAACAUUAACGCAGCAGACAGACCAGAUGAAGAGAAUUGGCGAUGAGCUUGAUUCUGUUCACUUUUCGCUGAAGAAAGCUAGCCAGCUGGUGAAAGAGAUUGGCCGUCAGGUCGCAACUGACAAAUGCAUCAUGGCGUUGCUUGCUGUGAUAGUUUUUGGUGUUAUUGCAAUUAUUGUCGUUAAGAUUGUCCACCCGCAAAACAAAAACAUACCAGACAUCCCAGGAAUGGCUCCGCCAGCUCAAAACUUCCAGACUAACAGGAGAUUGUUGUCAGCAAACGCUUUCGGAGGUCUUUGAUGAUUGCUUGAGGUACCUUCGUGCUGCAGUACUCGGUCCGCAAAGCAACUUCUAGUGAGCCACGAGAUACGUUGUAACAUUUUUUUUUGCGCCUGUAUAUUUGUUUCUUGUGUGUAUAUAUGCAUUAUGCAACAGAGAUGAGAUCUUUAACGAGUCCAUAGGAACACGUGAGUUACAGUUUACCCCCGCA
Brachypodium distachyon (stiff brome) is the source of this 1289-nucleotide messenger RNA. RefSeq names its product novel plant SNARE 13. Bases 278 to 1099 code for a protein of 273 amino acids. Gene Ontology annotation, cellular component: Golgi apparatus; SNARE complex; endoplasmic reticulum membrane. NCBI's taxonomy places the organism in Eukaryota, Viridiplantae, Streptophyta, Magnoliopsida, Poales, Poaceae. Gene Ontology annotation, molecular function: SNARE binding; SNAP receptor activity. Gene Ontology annotation, biological process: retrograde vesicle-mediated transport, Golgi to endoplasmic reticulum; vesicle fusion. The record is from RefSeq and is a predicted model, not a curated record. The transcript has 10 exons.